AGCUUGAAAAAAUAUUGGUGAGUAAUGGUUGGCUACAUCCAUCUAAGGAAAUGACAUCCUUGGAGGCAAUAACCAUGUUUCUUUGGAGUUGUGCACAUAGUGAGACAAAUAGGAAUGUCCAGAAUAAAUUUGGGAAGUCAGGAGAGACCGUAAGUAGGAAGUUUGGUGAAGUUUUGGAUGGCUUAUGUUUAUUAGCAAAGGAAAUUGUGAAGCCUCCGGAUUUUAACUUUUUUGAAGUUCCAGCAAAAAUUAAAGACGAUCGUAAAUUUUGGCCUUAUUUUGAAGGAUGCAUUGGUGCUAUAGAUGGAACACAUAUACCAGCCAUUGUUCCCACCAAAGAUCAAGUUCGCUAUAUCGGUAGAAAGGGAUAUCCAACACAGAAUGUCAUGUUAGUGUGCAACUUUGACAUGUUGAUCACUUUUGUUGUUGUCGGUUGGCCUGGUACUGCACAUGACACACGCAUUCUUUCAUCAGCUAUUGAAGAAAUGAAAACUGUGUUUCCUCACCCUCCUGAAGGAAAGUACUAUCUUGUGGAUGCUGGAUAUCCAAACAUGAAAGGUUAUCUAGCACCAUACAAGGGUGAAAGAUAUCACAUUCCUGAUUUUAGAGCUGGUAGUCAAGCAGAAGGUUUUCAAGAAAUAUUCAAUCAUGCACAUUCUUCAUUGAGAAAUGUCAUUGAACGAACAAUUGGGGUAUGGAAGAAAAGAUGGCAUAUCCUAUGUGAUAUGAGACCAUAUCCAUUGAUCAAACAACAGAAGAUUAUAGUUGCAACAACAGCACUCCAUAACUUUAUUCGAAUAUGUGGUGUUGAAGAUGAAGAAUUUAACAAGUGUGAUAGUGUUCCAGGAUACAUGACUGAGUGUGAAGAAGAAAGGAAUAUUGAUGAACAGACGAGUUCAUAUAAUUCUAUAAGAGCAACGGAUGGUGCUAUGGAUAGAGUUCGAAAUCAAAUAGCAGUUGGUUUGGUAGAAAAUAGAAAUCGUUAACUUAUGAAUUUUUUUAAUAGAUUUGUGGCUUAUAAUUUUUCAGUGAUUUAUGUUUUGCUCGUGUGUUACUUAUUAAACACUUAUGAUUUUUUUAUGGAUUAGUAUCUUUUGA
Molecule: messenger RNA, 1098 nt
Organism: Lotus japonicus
Lineage: Eukaryota; Viridiplantae; Streptophyta; Magnoliopsida; Fabales; Fabaceae
Exons: 2
Coding region: 51-986 (311 amino acids)
Source: RefSeq, a predicted model, not a curated record